GCCAUGAGCAGGAAACUUGUUGUGAGCAGAGCUCGUAGGCUACAGUUCUAGUGAAGGAACCGUGAUUUUUUUUCUCAUUGAUCGUCUGUUUAAACGCAUGUAGUUAAUUACAAAUUCUGUUCGACCACAAAUAUUCGGAAAAGACACGAAGGCCUACUGUAUCUAAACGCAAAGAAGUACGACCAUGAAAAAAGCAACACAGGUGUUUGUAAGUUAGGCUACAAAUUGUAACCCACUAUUUGCCCAAGACACGAUUCUUCAUCGCCGAAGACUUUUUCCUAACACAACUAAAGGAUGUAGGCUGAUGUAAAGACAAGUGGGUGUUGUAUGCUGGCAACAAAAUAGUUUUUUUAUGAAAUAUAUUUCAUAGGGAUGCAAACCACUGGAUCAUCGACUCCAUUGUUGAUUUGGGCACCUUUGUUAGACCAACGCCGACAUUUUUUUUAAUGAUGGGCAAUAAAUAAGCUUUCUGCCACGGAAGACACUCCCAGUUCUGGGAUGAGGCGACUGAGAAGCCGACGGCCGGUGGAAGACGUCUAGUUACCAUGCCAACUCGAAACGGCUCAGCUGUUUGCGAGGAAGAAUGGUGUUCGCCACUGCCAUCACCCACGAUGCACAUGCUUUGGAGUCGAACGCCACCUUUCCCAGACUGGUCGGUUUAGGGGUGCUGAACUCCUCCCAGCCCUCUGUGGAAGGCCACUGGAAGAUGGAGAUGGAGGAACUCUCUGCGGAGAACAGCUCGGUGGGCUACCGGCUCUUCUCCGAUCCGACGACAAAUCCCACAUCCCCCACGCCGCCGGACGGCGAGCCGCUGCAACCCCUCGCCAUGCCCCUGCAGGUCUUCUUCUGCAUCGCCAUCAUCACCAUCCUGCUGGUGGCCUUCCUGGGCAACGCGGUGGUGUGUGUGAUGGUCUACCAGCGAGCCGCCAUGCGCUCGGCCAUCAACAUCCUGCUGGCCAGCCUGGCGUUCGCCGACAUGAUGCUGGCCGUGCUCAACAUGCCCUUCGCCCUGGUCACCGCCGUCACCACCGGCUGGAUCUUCGGCGACGCCUUCUGCCGGGUGUCGGCCAUGUUCUUCUGGCUCUUUGUCAUGGAGGGCGUGGCCAUCCUGCUCAUCAUCAGCGUCGACCGCUUCCUCAUCAUCGUGCAGAAGCAGGACAGGCUGACGCCGCGCCGGGCCAAGAUCCUGGUGGGCGUCUCGUGGAGCCUGUCGCUCUGCUUCGCCUUCCCGCUGGCCGUCGGGCAGCCGUCCCUGCAGGUGCCCCCCCGGGCCCCCCAGUGCGUGUUUGGCUACACGGGCGAGCCGGGCUACCACGCCUACGUGGUGCUCAUCACGCUGGUCUUCUUCUUCGUGCCCUUCCUGGUCAUGCUCUACACCUUCAUGGGCAUCCUGGGCACCAUCCGCCACAACGCCCUGCGCAUCCACAGCCCCGACAGCAUCAGCCUCAGCCAGGCCAGCAAGCUGGGCCUCAUGAGCCUGCAGCGGCCCUUCCAGAUGAACGUGGACAUGAGCUUCAAGACGCGUGCCUUCACCACCAUCCUGGUGCUCUUCUCCGUCUUCACCCUCUGCUGGGCGCCCUUCGCCGCCUACAGCCUGGCAGCCACCUUCAGCAGCCGCUUCUACCGCAGGAGCAGCUUCUUCGAGGUCAGCACGUGGCUGCUGUGGCUGUGCUACCUCAAGUCGGCCCUUAACCCCCUCAUCUACUACUGGCGGAUCAAGAAGUUCCGCGACGCCUGCCUGGACCUGAUGCCCAAGUACUUCAAGUUCCUGCCACAGCUGCCCGGCAACACCAAGAGGCGCAUACGCCCCAGCGCCGUCUACGUUUGCGGGGAGCACCGUUCUGAGCACCGUUCUGUGGUGUGACUGAAGUUAAUUGACUUGAACCUGCAAGCUGAAGCGACUAGCCCUUUUUCUUCUUUUAAAAUGUAUUUUUGGGUCUUUUUGACUUUAUUUAUGACAGGACAGUGAAGGUGGUGACAGGAAGUGAGUGGGGAGAGAGAGACAGGGAAGGGCCGGGGAUGACUCGGGCCGGGAAUCGAACCCGGGUCGGCCACGUGGUAGUCGAUUAUACCGUUUGGCCACGGCAGGGCCCGACUAGCCCUUUUUCUGACUUUUUUUUUUUUAAGAGUGCGUACAUCAUGGGUAAGAGUGAAACCGGUUCCUACCGUCCUUUGCUGUUGCUUUUGGGCUCUUGCCUUGGCGUUAUAUCCCCUCCAUGGAGAAAAAAAGUUCCCCCGCUGUCAUCCUAGGCAGUGUCAUUUUUAGUGGAGGUGAUUCCCCAUUCAGCAUCCCAAUUGCAAAUGAGAUAAGGAGCCGUGCUUCAGCAAGAUGUUGAAUAAUACUUGGAUCGUCCAUGACGCUGAUCCUUGCAUCACAUGGCCGCAAGCAACAGGAAAGGACGGGAGGAUCGAAUUUCAUUUGGACCCAAUGCCUUUGCUAUGUGGAAUUCAGCUUGUAGAUGAUCAUCAAGUGCUUAAUAUUAUUGGUUGAACAACCAGACCAUUUUGUUGCCAUUGAUUAAUUGCUAUUAUGUUUUGUUCAGUGAAACACUAGGCAGGAUGCUGCUACAUCUGGUGACGUGCAAUUUCAGUGUACUGUACAGUUAUAUUGAAUGUAAUGAAAAUGUGAAUAUUUGUUACAUUGUUCAUAUUGUUUUUGUUUUUAUUUUGGGGGGGGAUUCUACAAUGCAGCUUUAGUCACAUACCUUUUUUUAAAUGAUGUGGGUCAGUAAACAAUAUAUUUGGAAUACUUUGUCGUUAAAUGAAGUCAGUCUGCUUUUUCAGACUGUUGAUUCUGAUUGUUGAUACUGUGAAGAAGAAUGACAAGUGAAGUGUGUGCGUGUGUGUUUGUGUACAUGUACUGUACAUAACAUGGAAAAAAGGACCAUUUUCAUAACUUGUGUGCAAGUUUCAGACAUGUACUGUUUUGUCAAACUAUUUUACAUACUGUAGGUGAAUUCCAGCAUCUGUUACAGACGGGUGUCAUCUUACUGUACUUGCAGGUAUAUGUCUGCUAAUGUAGGCUGUUUUAUAUAUAUAUAUAUAUAAAUCUAAUGGGAGGGAAAUAGUGAUUGAGGGACUUUUUUCCACAGUGCUUUGACAAUUAGUGAUUUGCCUCUGAGGACUCAGCCUCCUCCUCUGAGUAUUUGCACAGGAAUAAUGUACGUGUUGUGUGUGUGCUGUUGUUGACCCUCUAAUGCCACAUUGAAAAGGGUAAAUCCAUUACUUCUGGAGUAAUGACAUCCGAUUGUACUCUCUGCAGGUUUGAUAUAUUUUUUAAUUGUUCUGUAAUUCUGUAUGAA
This is a messenger RNA of Engraulis encrasicolus (European anchovy), 3302 nucleotides long. RefSeq names its product G protein-coupled receptor 63 (gene gpr63). Lineage: Eukaryota; Metazoa; Chordata; Actinopteri; Clupeiformes; Engraulidae. Gene Ontology annotation, molecular function: G protein-coupled receptor activity. The transcript has 3 exons. Gene Ontology annotation, biological process: G protein-coupled receptor signaling pathway. The coding region runs from base 584 to 1864 and encodes 426 amino acids. The record is from RefSeq and is a predicted model, not a curated record. Gene Ontology annotation, cellular component: membrane.